AUGAACGAAGCCACUCAAACCUUGCCUGAUAAUAUUGCGGAACUGCAAAAGCUGGUGCUGGAUCUACAGGUUAAAGUGAACUGGUAUGAGGAGCAGUUUCGUUUAUCACAGCAUAAACGCUUUGGUGUUUCCAGUGAAAAAGGAGCUGUUCAUCCUGACUUGUUUAAUGAAGCAGAAACAUUUGCCGAUGAUCACGCUGAGUCUGAUGCAGCGGUUCAGGAAACGAUCACCUAUACCCGUAAAAAGCCGGGUCGCAAAGCACUGCCUGCGGAUCUGCCUCGCAAAAUUGAUCGUCAUGAAUUGCCCGAAUCAGAGCAGAUAUGUGAUUGUGGACAUGCGCUGCAUGUCGUCGGCGAAGCCAGCUCAGAGCAACUAGAAAUUAUUCCUGCUCAGGUUUAUGUCAUUGAGCAUGUUCAAGUCAAAUAUGCCUGCCGUGGCUGUGAAGAAGGGUUUAAAACAGCACCAAAGCCUGCUCAACCGAUCCCCAAAAGCUUUGCAACACCUGGGUUACUGGCCUAUAUCAUCAUUUCCAAAUUUCUCGAUAGCUUGCCACUGUAUCGACAGGAAGCCAUCUUCAAACGUUACAACAUCGAACUCUCCAGAGCGACCAUGUCCAACUGGGUGCUUACUAUAGCCGAAUUGUUGAAACCUUAUUAUGACCGGCUAAAACAUCAUCUGAUCACUCAAACCUUUAUACAAGCCGAUGAAACGACCUUGACGGUGGUGCAAGAUGGUCGAGAAAACGGCACGAAGUCUUAUAUGUGGCUGUAUCAAAGUGGUGAACAUCGACCACUGUAUCCAGUCGUGCUGUAUGACUAUCAAUCGACGCGGGCGGGAUAUCAUGCCAAAACCUUUUUAAGUGGAUUUAAAGGUUAUCUGCAAACGGAUGGGUUUCCGGGUUACCACCUGAUGGAAAGCGACGCUCUGGUGGUCUUGCUGGGUUGCAUGGCGCAUGCCCGCCGCAAAUUUGAUGACGCGUUAAAAGCGUUGCCGAAGGAAAGUCGCAAAAAAUCCGGCAAGGUGCAACUGGCACUGAGCCUGAUUGCAAAGCUGUAUGCGGUUGAAUCGGAGAUUAAGGAUUUAACUGUGGAACAGCGAUACCUGGUUCGACAACAAAAGAGCAAGCCGGUGCUGAAUCAAUUAAAAGCCUGGUGUGAUCAAUCGGUUACCCAGGUAACCAAAGACAGUCGGUUGGGCAUGGCGAUACAUUAUGUGAUUAAUCAAUGGAAAUAUCUGACUCGGUAUCUGCAAGAUGGUGCAUUACAAAUUGAUAACAACACGGUAGAGCAGCGCAUAAAGCCAUUUGUGAUCGGGCGAAAAAACUGGUUGGUGAAUCAAACCCCCAGAGGUGCCAAUGCUAGUGCACUAUUGUAUUCACUAGUUCAAACCGCAAAGGCCAACAACCUGGAGCCUUUUGCUUAUCUGAAAUAUCUUUUAACUGAACUACCCAAGUUAGGUCGGCACUAUCAGGCUGAGCAACUCGAUCAGUUUUUACCCUGGAACCUCGUUGAAAAAAUCCAGCCCCUGGAUAAAGUGGCUUAG
Priapulus caudatus is the source of this 1542-nucleotide messenger RNA. RefSeq lists its product as uncharacterized. The coding region runs from base 1 to 1542 and encodes 513 amino acids. NCBI's taxonomy places the organism in Eukaryota, Metazoa, Priapulida, Priapulimorpha, Priapulimorphida, Priapulidae. The record is from RefSeq and is a predicted model, not a curated record. The transcript has a single exon.